ACUCAUCAGCAUCCACAAAAUCACAGCGUCGAUCUGGUUCUCUGGUGUUGGUGUGUAGAGCUCGAGAGCGAUCUAGAUCUGAUCUAGUCAGGCAGCAGCUUCCAACACCAUGGCCUUGGCGGCAGCCGUGCUCGGGUUUGGGUACCCGUCGUGGUGUAAACCAACAAAUGCUCCAGCUGGGAGAAACCGGUACUGCAACCCACACGCAACUUCCGGCAAUGGUGUCCUAGCGUUCAAUCGCAGCAGCAGGAGGUGCAGGAACAGCGCUGUAGCGAACAGCGAGGCUACGGCAGUGGCCGGACUCCGGCGAGACAAGAAGCACGUGGCGGAGGAGGAGGAGGACGAAUGGCCGAGCUACCUGACGCCGGAGAGGCUGGACGUGCUGAGGGAGAUGGAGACGUGGGUGGAGGAACACGUGCUCACGCUGCUCAAGCCCGUGGAGGCGUCGUGGCAGCCGUCCGACCUGCUGCCGGAUCCGGCAGCCCUGGGCAGCGACGGCUUCCACGCCGCGUGCCUCGAGCUCCGCGCGGCGGCGGCGGAGGUGCCGGACGAGCUCCUCGUGUGCCUCGUGGCGAACAUGGUCACGGAGGAGGCGCUGCCCACGUAUCCGAGCGGGCUGAACCGCUUCGAGGUCGUGCGUGACGCCACGGGCGCCGACCCCACGCCGUGGGCGCGCUGGAUCCGCGGCUGGUCCGCCGAGGAGAACCGCCACGGCGACGUGCUCAACCGCUACAUGCACCUCUCCGGCCGCUUCGACAUGCGCGAGGUCGAGCGCACCGUGCAGCGCCUCAUCCGCGACGGGAUGAGCUUCCACGCGCCGGUGAGGAGCCCGUACCACGGCUUCGUCUACCUCACCUUCCAGGAGCGCGCCACGGCCAUCGCGCACGGGAACACGGCGCGCCUCGUGGGCGCGCGCGGCGCCGGGGACUCGGCCCUCUCGCGGAUAUGCGGAACCGUGGCCGCCGACGAGAAGCGGCACGAGGCAGCCUACACCCGCAUCAUGGCGAAGCUGUUCGAGGUGGAACCGGAUGCCACCGUGCGCGCCAUGGCGUACAUGAUGCGCCACCGGAUCGACAUGCCGACUGGCUUGAUCAAUGACGGCCGCCAUAGCGGCCGCGACUUCUACGAUCGCUUCAGCGCCAUCGCGCAGCAGGCCGGCACCUACACGGUUUCCGACUACCGCGGCAUCCUGGAGCACCUCAUAGAGCAGUGGGGCGUGAAGGAGCUCGCCUCGGGGCUCUCCGGCGAAGGGAGGCGCGCGCGUGACUACCUGUGCGCGCUGCCGAACAAAAUGCAGAGGAUGGAAGCCAAAGUCCUGGAGAGAGCAGACAAGGCCAAAAACAAGCCCACUCGUAUCCCAAUUAACUGGAUCUUCGAUAGGGCCAUCAGUGUCGUUCUACCCUGAUCGGCUCAUCCUGUAUGAGUAUGCAAUUAGUUUGCGAAUAAAGAGUGCUUUAUUAGAUAGACUAUGAGAGCUCCUAGAUUCCUGCUCAACUAACUUUCGAACACAGGACGGGAAUCUUACGUUGCCGUAUCACAUUCUUGUUGGAAAUGGAAUGUGAUCUGUAUGGUUAAGGAAAGCAGAUAACGAAUUAGGGCAAGUACAUUGGUCUACUCUAAUAGGUGGUUUCGUGCAUUGCCGUCUCAAGAUGAUGUAACAUACGAUCAA
Molecule: messenger RNA, 1669 nt
Organism: Panicum virgatum (switchgrass)
Lineage: Eukaryota; Viridiplantae; Streptophyta; Magnoliopsida; Poales; Poaceae
Product: acyl-[acyl-carrier-protein] desaturase 7, chloroplastic-like
Exons: 2
Coding region: 110-1405 (431 amino acids)
Biological process (GO): fatty acid metabolic process
Cellular component (GO): chloroplast stroma
Molecular function (GO): stearoyl-[ACP] desaturase activity
Source: RefSeq, a predicted model, not a curated record